AUGAAAUUUCAGCUGACCUUUUUUAUCCGCCUGGUGCUGUUUAGCCUCUCAGAAGCUCAAGAUGACUGCAGCAGUGGCUCUUGUCAUCCAAUCGUUGGUGAUCUCCUAGUGGGUCGAAGUGGCCAGCUGACAGCCUCUUCUACCUGUGGAUUGGAUGGACCACAGAAAUACUGUGUCAUAGGAUACUUGGAGGGUGAACAAAAAUGUUUCAUCUGUGAUUAGUAUCCAUAUAAUCCAUAUACACAAACCAACAGCCAUACAAUCGAGAAUGUCAUUACAACAUUUGAACCAGAUAGAAAAAAGAAAUGGUGGCAAUCUGAAAACGGUCUUGAUAAUGUCAGCAUCAGAUUGGACCUAGAGACACUGUUUCAGUUCAGCCACCUUAUAUUGACUUUUAAGACUUUCCGACCUGCAGCCAUGUUAGUAGAGCGUUCUGUGGACUAUGGCCAAACGUGGAAAGUUUUCAGGUAUUUUGCAAAAGACUGUGCUGCAUCUUUUCCCGACAUUCCAUCUGGCCAGGCACAAGGAGUCGAUGACCUUAUUUGUGUCAAGUAUUCAGAUAUUGAACCCUCUACUAGAGGCGAGGUACAAUUCAUUUGGAUCUCUUUCUUUGGGAUCCCCAGCUUUGAAAUAGAAAAUCCCUAUAGCCCCUACAUACAAGAUCUAGUGUCUCUAACAAACCUGAGGAUAAACUUUACUAAACUACACACUUUGGGGGAUACGUUGCUUGGAAGAAGGCCAAGUGAUCCCCUUGAUAAGUAUUACUAUGCUCUCUACAAUGUGGUUGUUCGGGGAAGAUGUUUCUGCAUAGGUCAUGCUAACAAAUGUGGUCCACACACGAUGUCCGGGAGAUGUCUUCAGCCACCGGAAUGUCUGUUUGAUUGCCGGAUGACACUCUUGACUGAAACCCCAAGAUCUUCAUCAAACUGUCACCUGACCAUGCUUUCUCCAUCUUCUACUCAUGGAAUCAACCUUCCAAAGACGAGUACAGUUCAUGGUCAAUGUAUCUGCCAGCACAACGAUGGCCCAAACUGUGAGAGAUGCAAGGAAUUCUUCCAUGAUGUUCUGAGGCCAGCCGGAGGUCUCCAGGAUAAUGCUUGCAGAUCAUGUAAUUGUAACGGCCACUCUGAACGCUGUCACUUUGAUAUGUCUCUGUACCUCUCAAGUAACGGUGUGAGUGGUGGAGUGUGUGAAGACUGUCAGCAUAAUACUGUGGGACAACACUGUGAUCAAUGCAAACCCUGUUUACAGGGACCCCUCAAGGCAAUUUCAGAUCCUCCUGCUUGCAUGCCUUGUGAGUGUGAUCCUGAUGGGUCAUUGUCCGGUGGCAUGUGUGAAGUUACCCAAUCUGGCCCUGAAUCGAGGCUGGUCGAUUGCCUUUGUAAAGACAAUGUUGAAGGAGCCCAAUGUGAUCGGUAGCCUGGCUAUUAUGGACUGAAUGCCAACGAUCCUCUGGGUUGUCAGCCCUGCAAGUGUAAUCCCUUUGGGAGUAUACCAUCCUCCACCUGUGAUGUGGUUACUGGCCAAUGCUUGUGCCAACAGUUUGCUACUGGACCCCACUGUGAAGAAUGCCUUGUUGGAUAUUGGGGACUUAAAAAUAAUCUACAUGGUUGUUCUCCUUGUGACUGUGAUAUUGGGGGUGCUUAUAGCAAUCUGUGCUCCCCCGACGAUGGGCAAUGUGAAUGUCGUCCUCAUGUUAUUGGCCAUCAAUGCACAGAACCAGAACCCGGAUACUUCUUUGUGCCUUUGAAUUUCUAUAUAUAUGAAGCUGAGGAAGCAACUGCCAUCUCUGGAUCUGCACCUUUGGUCAUUGUGACUUUUGGUCAUCCUGUCAUCAAAGAGCCUAUUCCUGGGAAACCUGUUACAUGGACAGGGCCUGGAUUUGCUCAGGUUCUCAGUGGGACCAGCUUGAGAUUCACCAUCAACAACAUCCCUCAUGCUAUGGACUACGUUAUUGCAAUUCAUUAUGAGCAUCAGUCUUCAGCUGACUGGGCAGCCCGCAUAGUAAUCAACCCCUCUGGAGCUUCAAGAAGUGAACAUUGCAGAUAUAAAGCACACCCACAAGAGCUUGGGACUCUAGCCUUACCGGCUUCUAUGAGAAUUGCACUGCUUGCCACACCAGUCUGCCUAGAACCAGAAAUACAGUAUUCUAUAGAUGUUCAUUUUUCUCAGUCAUUUACUAUGGAUUCGCAGGCUCAUGGGCAUGUUUUGAUUGAUUCGCUUGGCCUUAUUCCCCAAAUUGAUUCAGUAGAGAAUUUCUGCAAUAAACAACAUUUAGAUGAAUACCAGCUAAACAACUGUAUUGAAACUGCUUCAAAACCACAACCUCAAAUAUUGCCAGACUGGUGUGAAAGACUUAUAGUUAGCAUAUCUGCGAAGAUACACAAUGGAACAGUUGCAUGCAAGUGUCACCCUCAGGGAGCCAUAGGGUCAAGCUGCAGCAAACUGGGAGGCCAGUGUCAAUGUAAACCCCACGUGGUUGGGCGCUGCUGUGAUAGAUGUUCUGGGGGAGCCUAUGGUUUGGGGCACCACGGUUGUCAUGCAUGUGAAUGCCAUCCUCAAGGCUCCAAGAGCACCAUAUGUGAUCAGGUGACAGGGCAGUGCUCCUGCCACAGAGACAUUGAAGGUCGCCACUGUGAUCAAUGCUUGGCUGGUUAUUUUGGAUUUCCCAACUGCCGUCCUUGUCCCUGCAAUGGGUUUGCAGAACUUUGUGACCCGGAGACAGGGUCAUGCUUCAACUGCAGAGGAUUUACAACUGGACUUAAUUGCGAAAGGUGCAUCGAUGGUUACUACGGAAAUCCUUCCUCCGGAAAACUAUGUCUUCCUUGCCAGUGUCCCGACGUUCCUUCAAGUAAUCAGUAUUUUGCCCAUUCCUGCUACCAGAACUCUUGGAAUUUAGAAGUAAUCUGCAACUGCCACGAGGGUUAUACAGGUGUUCAGUGUGAUGAAUGCUCAGCUGGUUUUUAUGGAAAUCCAAGAAUUUCAGGAGACCUUUGCCUACCAUGUGGCUGCAAUGACAAUAUAGAUAGAACAGACCCAGAUUCAUGUAGCCGGGUGACAGGAGAAUGCCUUAAAUGUUUAUAUAACACUCAUGGGCCCAACUGCCAGUUCUGUAAACCAGGUUACUUUGGAUCAGCACUCACGCAAAAUUGCAAAGAGUGCACUUGCAAUCCGUCUGGGGUAAACCAUACUACAUGUCCAAUGGGUGAUGGAGCAUGCCUAUGUGACCCAACAACAGGAUCAUGCCCUUGCUUGCCGAAUGUCAUAGGUUUGUCCUGUGACCGAUGUGCAGAAGGAUCCUGGAAUCUGGUCCCUGGUAGAGGAUGUCAGUUCUGCGAAUGUGACCCCCAACAUUCUCACAAUACUCAUUGCAACCAGUUUACAGGCCAGUGCCCUUGUAAAUUAGGCUAUGUUGGAAAACACUGUAACAAAUGUGAGGAAAACUAUUAUGGAGAUCCCCAGGUUCAAUGCAUUGAAUGCAAGUGUAAUAAGGAAGGAACACAGGCGCCCAUCUGUGACCAGGAAACUGGCUCCUGCCUAUGCCGAGCAGGUGUCACGGGCCAAUUCUGUGACCGUUGUGCCCGGGGUCAUUCCCAGGAAUUUCCCACCUGUCUUCGAUGUCACCUAUGCUUUGAUCAAUGGGACAAUAAGAUUUCUUCCCUCUCUGAGGCUGUGCAAGGGUUAAUUAGGUUGGCUGCAAGCUUGGAAGAUAAAAGAAAGACCCUGCCUGGCUGCAACACAGACUUCAAACGCCUAGAAGAUAGCAUGUCUGAAAUAGAAAGGAUUUUGAAACAUCCUGUUUUCUCAUCUGGGGAAUUCUUAAACGUCAAGGAUUAUCAUGACUCUGUUAGAACACAAGUUGACCAGAUAGCCCAACAACUGAAUGGAGCAUAUGACUUCCAAGACAUGAAUGGAACUCUGUUGGCCAUUGGGAAAGAAGCAGAUGAUCUACUUGAAGACCUGCAGAAAAGAGUGCACUUGGCCUCCCAUGUCAGCAAUUCCAGCAUCCAGGAUGCCUCAAAGAUCAAGAAAUAUAAUCAAAUGUCAUUAUCUGCGGAACAGAAAAUUAAUGAAACAACAUUUAUCAUAAAACAUUCUGAAAAUACCAGGAAUGAUUUACUUACUAUGAUAGAUGGACUAACCUCAAAAGCAGACUUCUCACUGGAAAAACUAAAACAGAUUCAGAUUCCAGAUAUCCAAAAAUUGAAUGAAAAGGUAUGUGGAAUACCAGGUAACUUGCCAUGUGUUCUUUCACCCUGUGGGGGAGCUCUGUGUAAAGAUGCCGGUGGACACAGUAUUUGUGGAGGUCCAAGCUGUAAUGGUUCUCUAGACCUCUCAGGAGAUGCCAUCAAGAGAGCUAAGGAAACCGAGUCUAUGGUUAAUAAUCUGACCAACCAGCUACAAGUAUCAGAGAAUCAGAUAAGAAACAUAACAAAACUGACUCAACUUACUAAGACCAAAGCUUUGCAGCUAACUGAGAGGCUAGAGAAUAUGAAAGACCAAAUAAAGCUAGAAGAACCAAGGACAAAAGCCCUCAUCCACAAAGUGAAGGACUUUUUGCAAGAUGAGAACGUCCCACCAGAAGACAUCGAGAAGGUUGCAAAUCAUGUCCUGGAUCUCCACCUCCCGCUAACCUCCCAAAAUCUAACUAAUGAGCUUGACAAAAUCGAAUUUCUCAUGAAACUCUGUGAGGACCACCAAGCAGCAGGGAGCAGGCUAAAACUAAAAGCCACAGAAGCCCAGAAACUUUUAUCGAAGUCCAAACAAGCAGAGGAAGCAGUAAACAGUCUACUGAACCUGGAAGAAAUGCUGAAAAAUUUGCAACGUGCUGAAAGCAUCCAAGGACGAGCAAACUCUGCUGUUAAACAGCUGACUGAUAAGAUACAAACAAUUGAAAUGACAAUACUGAAGGCUGAAAACUUCACCAAUAAGACUGAUGAUGAGUUGGAACACAUAUCAAGCCAACAGUCUACACUGGAAAAUAAAAUCUCCACUCUACAAACCAAGAUACUAAGGACUCGAGACCAUGCUAUCAGUGCAAAAGUCCAGGCAGAAUCAGCCCAGGAUCAAGCUAACAUCACUGAGAAGGAUUUCAUUGACCUAAAAAAACAAUUUACAAUUCUUCAAGAUAAGACAAAUUCUGAAGGAUCCAUGAAGGGAACAUUCAGUAAAGUAAAACUACUUAAAGAAGAAGCAGAAAAAUUGGCUGGGGAGACAGAGGAAAAAAUGCAACAAAUAAAAGAUUUAGAAAAGAAGAUCCAGGUCUUGAAUCAAACUAAGCAAGAGAAAGUCAAUCAACUAAAGCAACUAGAAAAUCAUGUCAUAGCUAUUAAAAAUGAAAUUGCCGAAAAAGAAAAUAAGUAUGCUACCUGCCAUAUCUAGGCCACUUGAAAGGGUUAGAGCCGCUUCCUUAUAUUCUGACUGCUGAUUAAAACCCCUCUGUGUAGAAUUAUAGAGUCCUGGAAACUGGACUGGCUCUCGAAGUCAUUUGCCCAACUCCUCCCCAAAGCAAGGAUUUCCAUUGACAAAGAGCCACCAGACAUGGAGAUCAGAAAGGCUAUUGUGAUGUCAGGUAAGCAGGGUUGGGGGUGUCUCUAUAACAUCGGUCUUCCUGGAGUUUCCCUACUCUCUGUACUGCUAUUUCUUGGUAUUUAAAUAGACCAAGAGAUUAGAGCCAGGGAAAUGUCACUUUUUAUGAAAAUAGGAAAGGAAAAACAAAAGGUUUGCAAGCUGCUUUUUCCUCUUGACAUUUUUCCCUCUAUUAGUUUAAGGGGGUGGGGGGAAGGUGGAGCAGAAAUUAGGUAUGUAAAACAAUUAUAUUAAAAGAAGCAUGGAUUCAGGCUUAUGCUAUUUCUGUCAAAUGAACUUUAAAUUUUAUUGAAUGACUAUAUUCUGGAUGGAAACAAUA
Messenger RNA from Dromiciops gliroides (monito del monte), 5908 nucleotides. It is a transcript of the gene LAMB4, whose product is annotated as laminin subunit beta 4. Gene Ontology annotation, molecular function: extracellular matrix structural constituent. The record is from RefSeq and is a predicted model, not a curated record. Gene Ontology annotation, cellular component: basement membrane. NCBI's taxonomy places the organism in Eukaryota, Metazoa, Chordata, Mammalia, Microbiotheria, Microbiotheriidae. Gene Ontology annotation, biological process: axon guidance.